Gordionus sp. m RMFG-2023 is the source of this 1157-nucleotide messenger RNA. Its product is annotated as mediator of RNA polymerase II transcription subunit 30-like. The coding region runs from base 198 to 1070 and encodes 290 amino acids. The transcript has 5 exons. Gene Ontology annotation, biological process: positive regulation of DNA-templated transcription. The record is from RefSeq and is a predicted model, not a curated record. Gene Ontology annotation, cellular component: mediator complex. Lineage: Eukaryota; Metazoa; Nematomorpha; Gordioida; Chordodea; Parachordodidae. Gene Ontology annotation, molecular function: transcription coregulator activity.
UUUAUAAAUAAUUAUACUUUUUUUAAUAUACUUUUUCCAAUUUUAUAAUCAUAAAAAUAUUUUAUUAUUAUAAUAGAAUAAAAAUUUAUAUAUAAUAAUCAAAAAAGAAUACGUCGAAAUAAUAUUAUAUAAUAUUUGAUGGAAAUAUCAGUUACAUGUCAAAUAUAUGUUAAUUGAAAAUAUAUAAAAGAUUAUUAAUGAAAUCAAACACUCAAGCUCAACCAUCACCUCAACAAAGCUUUAUUCCUAAUCCAUCUCCUGUGAGUACUAAUAUUUAUUCCGCCUUUUCCCCUAACAUAUCACCACAUGGCAGUUAUAAUUAUACCGAACCUCUUUCUAACCGAAUGUUAAGUCCAAUACCAGCAUUAGUUUCACCAUAUAGUAAUCAAUCGAAUCCAUACAAUGUUAAUUAUAGUCCUGUCAAAAGUAAUCCCUUUAUAAACCCAAUACAACGCAAUAUUCAUGCAGCAUCGCCUAUUGUAAUAUCGUCACAAUUACAUUCCAAUUUUAGUAAAGAAACAAUAUCUUUAACUGAUACAUUAAAGGCACAAAAUAUUGAAAAAGAACAACACGAAUUCUCUCUAGAUCAAAACAUUACAAUAUUAACACAACUUGGACAAAAUUUGGUGCAGGAAAUUGUUCAUAAAGCAUCUGAAGCUUUUCAAUGUUUAAAAUCAAUACAGCUUCCAACCACUAUUAAUGUAAAAAUAACUGCUACGCAGGAAAAGAUAAGAAAAUGUCAAGAAAUUUUGAAUAAUGUAUUAUCAAUGUUUGUGAAAUUGGAAAAUUUAUAUGCAAAAUGUUCUCUCGAUAGAACUAAUUUGAAGUUGGAAAUUGAUAAAAUAUUUGUGAAAGAUACUAAGAUUGAAAAUGGAAAUAAUAAUCAAAAAUUGUCAAAUGCAAAUAUAGAAUAUUGUGAAAAUUUAAACCAAACAAAUUUAAAAGAAUAUCAAGAUCUUAAAAAAGAAUUAGAAGAAAAAAAUGCAGAAUUACUAACCAAAAUUUCUCAACUUAGAUGCUUAAUUUAUGAAAUUAAUGGAAUAAUGUCAUUUCAGGAUGAUAUAUUAUAAUUUAUUUUUAUAUGUUAUCUCUAAUAUAAAUUAUUAGUAAUAAUUACUUGUUAAAUUUAACAAUAAUUUUUAUUUUAGAUUAUAAUC